Pogonomyrmex barbatus (red harvester ant) is the source of this 2715-nucleotide messenger RNA. RefSeq names its product fumarylacetoacetate hydrolase (gene Faa). The record is from RefSeq and is a predicted model, not a curated record. Lineage: Eukaryota; Metazoa; Arthropoda; Insecta; Hymenoptera; Formicidae. Gene Ontology annotation, molecular function: fumarylacetoacetase activity. Gene Ontology annotation, biological process: homogentisate catabolic process; L-tyrosine catabolic process; L-phenylalanine catabolic process.
AAACAAAAAAGUUUAUAAGUAAAAUGUUAAAUAUAAAAUUUAAUACGUAUGAAUAUUUUGCUUAUCGUUGGCGCGAUAUAAAAUUUUACAUACAAACUUUUUUUAAAGUAAAUAUUAUAUUUAAUUCUUCUUAUAAUAUUAUAUAUAUAAUCUGUUUUUAAAUACCAUGCACAUUUUCAAAACUGCAUUGAUACAAUUACAGUUUAUUGUUUCUGCAUACAAUGCAUACUUGUCAUGUAUCAUUCUUUAUACUCUGCUUAAUAUUUAUUAAAUUGCAUAUAUUAAAUCUUGAUUGUUGUAUUGUGUUUAAAGUAUUUAUUGCUACAUUUCAUGUUCUUCAAUAGUCUACAUCGACGAGAAAUACAUAUAUAUAUAUAUAUAAUCGAAUAAAUUUAUUUCGAUUAUGUUAACAAGAUAAAAAGUCUCAUCUUUCACUAAUAUUUAUGAGCUAAGUUUAUUGGCGAUUUAUCGCGCCGACCUUAGAGAAGUCAUCGAUCAUUAAUUAUUAGUCUAAGUUGAUAACGAAGUAAAAUAACAACAAAGUCCCAUGUCUUCCAAACGAUGAGAGUAUCAAUUAGUGUUUAGCGAAAAAAACUCGAAAUACUUUCGAGAAGAAAGCUGUCCUUGUAUACUGUAAUGAGAAAUACAUUUAUAUAUAUAUAUAUAUAUACACAUAAGAAAAAUAUAUAUGUACAUGCGUAUGCGUAAAACAUCGUUGAUGCGUGAGCGAGAUGCGAAAGUCAAAAAUAUAUGCGGAGAUAUAGAAAUGUUUGCUGGCACAUGACUAUGUUGUUCGAAAUAUCGCCUAUACACCUAUUGCCCUUAUUAUCCACUGUAUAUCAAUGUCUAAUAAACUGCUGUUAUCCCAAUUUGCCAAUACAUAAUUUAUAAAUGUUUUAUUUUUGUUUCUUUUUUCAAAAAUUGUUACACAAAGAUUAACAUAUCAAAUGAAUGUUCAAUAAAUGUUGUAUGAAAAUUCUCAUGUAAUAUAAAAAUUAUGACUACAACAUGUUUGUCAAAAAAUUUAAUUUAAUGUGAUAGAAUGAAGAAUUUAUUUACCAAAAUGGAAGUAAACUGUUACAUAAUAUGUUACACAAUCGUAAUCAUUUGCGUCGUAUCAGACUUUAAACAAUUAAUAUUCAAGGCAAAAUAAAAAUAGUCUCGUUAGAAUGAUUUUCAUUGCAUUAAUGUACGAAACUAGUUAAACCGGAGGCUCGAUGGAAUCAAGAAUUGUAAACAGGUAUAUAAAUUAUUCCCCAGCGCGAUUACGAGUGGGACUACGAGUUCUACUUAUCAGAUCGUCGUAACUAGCAUCGGUGACAGGAAUCGACUCGACGGACAGUCGUUCGUAGCAGCUGCAACUAUGAAGUCUUUCGUCAAUUACUCAGCAACUUGUGAGUUCCCAAUCGAAAAUUUACCGUAUGGAAUAUUUUCUACUAAAGAUAAACCAGAAAAGAAAAUAGGAGUAGCAAUCGGUGACGAAAUUUUGAAUUUGAAUGCUAUCGCGAAUUAUUUCGAUGGACCAUUAUUACAAGGUAAGCAGGAUGUAUUUCGCUGUGAUUGUCUGAACGAGUUUAUGUCUCUGGGAAGACCAGCAUGGUUAGAAGCAAGAUCGAAACUUCAAGAUCUACUUUCUAUGAGCAAUCCUAUUUUGCAAGAUCCGGAAAUUCGUUCAAAAGUCUUUAUCGCACAGAAAGAUGCUAUAAUGCAUUUGCCAGCAAAGAUAGGUGAUUACACUGACUUUUACUCAUCUAUCAAUCACGCCACAAAUGUCGGCAUCAUGUUUCGUGGAAAAGAAAAUCCGCUGAUGCCAAAUUGGAAAUACUUGCCGGUCGGUUAUCACGGAAGAGCAAGUUCCAUUGUUGUGUCAGGCACACCCAUAAGACGACCGCGUGGUCAAACACUUCCUGUUGAAGGUGCGGCACCUGUUUUGGGGCCCUGUAGAUUAAUGGAUUUCGAACUCGAAGUUGCUUUUUUUGUCGGGCCACCUACAAAUCUCGGCGAUACUGUUCCAGCUUCAAAGGCGUACGAUCAUAUCUUUGGAAUGGUGUUGAUGAACGAUUGGAGUGCACGUGAUAUACAGAAAUGGGAGUAUGUUCCAUUAGGACCCUUUGGUUCAAAGAAUUUGGGAACAACAAUAUCUCCAUGGAUUGUUACAAUGGAAGCUCUAGAGCCGUUUAAAGUGUCAAAUAUGGUUCAAGAUCCUGAACCAUUUCCGUACUUGCAACAUACCGAAUCUUGUAAUUUUGAUAUUAGAUUGGAAGUUGAUCUUAAAUCUCCAAGUGGUGUUGUUACAACUUUAUGUCGGAGUAACUUUAAACAUAUGUAUUGGACUCCACAACAGCAAUUAGCGCAUCAUACUGUCACGGGAUGCAAUCUUAAUUCUGGUGAUUUAAUGGGCUCUGGUACGAUUAGUGGAGACACUCCGGGCUCAUACGGCUCCAUGCUAGAAUUAUGUUGGAAAGGUACACAUCCGAUCCCAUUAAAAGAUGGUACCACAAGGAAAUUUCUUCAAGAUGGUGAUGAGGUGACCAUUCGUGGUUAUUGUAUUGGUGACGGUUACAAAAUUGGUUUCGGAUCGUGCAUGGGUAAAUUGUUACCCGUUAACUCCGAGUGAAAUAAAUGUGAGGCAAAAUUACUUAUGCAUAAUUUGCUAUUUUUCAUAUUGUUUUAUGUUUGUAUUUUAACAUGUAAUAAAUAAUUUUAUUAAUUACA